Impatiens glandulifera is the source of this 1413-nucleotide messenger RNA. RefSeq names its product chaperone protein dnaJ 49-like. The coding region runs from base 216 to 1271 and encodes 351 amino acids. NCBI's taxonomy places the organism in Eukaryota, Viridiplantae, Streptophyta, Magnoliopsida, Ericales, Balsaminaceae. The record is from RefSeq and is a predicted model, not a curated record. The transcript has 2 exons. Gene Ontology annotation, cellular component: endoplasmic reticulum membrane. Gene Ontology annotation, biological process: cellular response to misfolded protein. Gene Ontology annotation, molecular function: Hsp70 protein binding.
AUUGUUCCCAUCAAGAUAUUUCCACAAUUAAACAAGCGAUCCUGAUCUUCAUAUUAACGAUUCAACCCAGAUUCAAGCGGCUUGCGAUCUGGUUUUCGCUGCCCUUCUCAGCUCGUUAGGUUUCGCGUUUGUUCGAUUCAUCAAUCGUCAAUCUUUUUUUUACUUGAUAUUUCUAUCAGGGUAGUCGGUGGAAAAGCUUAGAAGAGAUCUUACAAAUGGACGGGAACAAAGACGAAGCUUUGAAAUGUCUGAAGAUCGGCCGUGAUGCUCUUGAUUCAGGUGAUCGUAAUCGCGCACUUAAAUUCUUAACCAAAUCCCUUCGUCUCGAUCCGUCUCUUCAGAUCGACGAUCUGUUGUCGAAGAUCAAUAAUGAAUCUGACAAUUCCACCGCGCAAACCAAAGAAUCUUCAGAACGUCAAUCCAGAAGUACUGGCCCUCGAAAGCGGGCAUCAACAGGUGGAUCUUCAUCAUCACCGGCGACUUAUACUGAAGAGCAGAUGACAAUUGUAAGAGAAUUAAAGAAGAAGAAGGAUUAUUAUGAGAUCUUAGGGUUGGAGAAGAACUGUACUGUUGAGGAUAUCCGAAAGGCAUAUCGUAAGCUUUCUCUGAAAGUUCACCCAGAUAAAAACACAGCUCCUGGUUCUGAGGAUUGUUUCAAAUCUGUAUCAAAAGCAUUCCAGUGCUUAAGUGAUGAAGAAGCUAGAAGGAAGUACGAUGUUGUUGGAUCAGAGGAACCAGUUUAUGAGAGACGAGCUGCUAGGAGGCAUCAAGGUUACUAUGAGGCUGACAUUGAUGCAGAAGAAAUAUUCAGGAAUUUCUUCUUUGGUGGAAUGAGAACUGGAAACACAACUCACUUCAGCACAUUUAACUUUGGACCUGGAAUUGGAGUAAGAACAGGCAAUAACAAUGGUUCUUCAGCUGGAACUGGCAAGAUGUUACUUCAGCUUCUCCCUGUUCUUCUGAUAAUACUCGUGAAUUUCUUGCCUAGUUAUAACCAGCCCAUUUAUCAACUAUAUAGGCAAUACCCAUAUGACUAUCGAUUCACCACUCAAAAGGGUGUGAAUUUUUUCGUGAAAUCUCGAAGCUUUGAGCAGGAGUAUUCUGUCAAUAGCGAGCUACGUGUGGCUUUGGAAGCAAAGGUGGAGAGAGACUAUGUUUAUGUUCUUUCCCAAAACUGUGAGAAUGAAAUGCAGCGUUUUCGUUGGGGAUUCAUCCGAGAAACGCCAAGUUGCGAUUCGUUGAAGCAGUUCAGGAUGGCUGCUGCCUCUUGAUUUUGACUACAAGAUGAGAUUGUUUUUUAUUAUUGUUAUUAUCUCGACAGUCUUAUUUCCUAGUUAUACGUUAUAAUGCUUCGCUUCUAUCAUGUAAACAUAACCAAUUUCAUUGCGUAAAGACUAAAUUUCUACUUGCAUA